AUGAGCGUCCUCGACGCCAACAAGGGGCUGCCUCUCCCCGCCGGCGAGCAGCAACCCCAACCACCACCGCCCCGAUCCCAAACCCAACCUCACCCGCCGGCGCAUCACCAUCACCACCACAACCCGAUCCGUAAGCUCGUCGGCCGCUUCCGCAGCACCGGCAACGGGCAACGAUCACCACAGCCCUCGCAGCAGCAGCUCUCUCUGCUCCAACAGCAACCCGGCGGCAGCGGCUCCCUCACGCCCUCCUCCUCCAUCUACUACGAGUCGGACGAGUGCUACGCCGCGUCGGCCUCGUCCCGCGCGCCGUCCUUCAUCCGCACCCCGCGGCGGACGUCCACCUCGCCGGCCUCAUCCCGCGGCAGCAAGGGACGCCAAUCUUCACAACCCCACCAACAGGAGACAAGGGAAACAGCAGAGGCGCUGGAGCUCUGGAACGAGGCCUACGACGCCCUCCGCGAUAACCCCUCCACGGCGGGGCUCGUGCACGUCUACGAGGCCAUCAUCAGCCAGGAGCUGCCCGACGGGCUCAAGACGGGCGGGCUCAACAGCUCCUCGCUCGAGGGCAAGUCGGCCGAGCAGCGCCUCGAGCUGCUGCGCGCCAUAUCCGCCGCGGGGCUGCGCAAGCGGCGCGGGUCAAAGCAGGCGGCGGCGGCGGCGGCUGCGCAAGCGGCAGCUGGCCAGCAGGCGCAGCAGCAGGCUCCAGACGAGGACCCGGCGCGGCGCAUGCUCGACGAGGCCAAGGACAAGAUCGAGAGCGUCACGUCCGAGUACCCCUCCUCGGCGGCCAUCGCCUGGGCAGGCUUCUGCACGCUGACACCUCUCCUCCUCGACCCCAUCCUCCAGCGCGCCGAGCUCCGCACCGCCCUCUGCCGCGCCAUCGGCCGCAUCCCCUGGUACACGCACCUGACCUCCACGCUGCUCGACUCCAACCAGUGGUCCGCGACGCCCAGCCCGUCGUCGUCCUUCCAGACGCAGCGCGCGCGCGUGCGCGAGUCCACGGCGCGCCUGUGCCGCGCCCUGCUCGAGCUCGAGAUGAACUGCGUCUGCGCCGCCGCCAGCGCCUGGAACCCCGCCGCCAAGAACGUCGUCGGCUGGGCGGGGCUCGCGGAGCUGGCGCGCCGCAUAACGGACCUCGAUGCGCGCGCGAGGAGGGUCGUGGAUCGGAACCUGGGCGAGCAGGCGAGGGGGCGGCUGAGGGCGUUGGAUGUGGACUUGCUGCUAGGUGGUCAGCAGGAGCAGCAGGAGCAGCAGGAGCCGAUGUCGCCCCCGCCGCCCCCGCCGCUGUCGCCUGCAGCGGAUGGUGGUGAAGCUGGUGAGAGUGGUGACAAUGGAGAGCCGGAGGAGAAGACGACGGGUGCUGCCCCCGCCAUUCCGGCAGGCUUCAGCAGGUCAUCAGGGCAGCCUUCACUGCCGCUGCCGCCCGGGCCGCCGGGCCAUGGCGCGCCGGCAACGACAACGACGACAGCCCAAGCGGCUUGA
Messenger RNA from Purpureocillium lilacinum, 1482 nucleotides. RefSeq lists its product as uncharacterized. The record is from RefSeq and is a predicted model, not a curated record. NCBI's taxonomy places the organism in Eukaryota, Fungi, Ascomycota, Sordariomycetes, Hypocreales, Ophiocordycipitaceae.